AUGAUGAUUCCACCCAAACUUCAGGUAACCCACGAGUCACCUGACCUGGUGUUUCAAAUUCAGCCAGUGCACUUCCAACCUCGAAUCCAACUCAGCUCUUCGAAAAGUCCAAGAUCGACCACACGUUUGAAGGAUUUGUCCUACUCCUUACUACCUUCCAUUACAAUCCUGAAGUCGCUGCUUGACCUGUCUAUUGUCGGACUCUGA
Molecule: messenger RNA, 207 nt
Organism: Melampsora larici-populina 98AG31
Lineage: Eukaryota; Fungi; Basidiomycota; Pucciniomycetes; Pucciniales; Melampsoraceae
Exons: 2
Coding region: 1-207 (68 amino acids)
Source: RefSeq, a predicted model, not a curated record